AUGACCCGCACGGACCCACCAGACCUGCUAGUGUCAACCGUGUACCAAGACAUCAAGGCGGCGGCCCCGGGGCCCGCAUCCCGGCGCCAGGCAUGUGAGCGGCCGCCGGCCCGGCCCGCCGCGCCCUUCAACAAGCGCCACUGCCGCAGCUUCGACUUUCUGGAGGCGCUGGACGGGCCAGCCAUGGAGCAUCGGCCGGAGCCGCCGGCCCCGGAGCCGGCCCCGCCGCGAACCCGGCCCCGGGACGGCGAGCCCCGGCGGCGGGCCCGCUCCAAGAGCGCGCCCCGCGCGCCCCCCGGCCUGGCGCCCGCGCCGGCCUCGCCGCCCGUGCUGCCCCGCCGGGGCCGGGAGCCACAGCGCGCGGCUGGGGCGGAUGGGUCGCCACGCAGGGAGCCCGCGUACCCCGCGCUGCGCGCCCUCGCCAACGAGCUGCACCCCAUCAAGCUGCAGCCGCAACGGGGCGGCUCCGGUCGCGUCGCGCCCCUGUGCGCGGUCCCGGGCCGCUGUGCGCCGCCCGAGCCCCCCGCAGGGCCCGCCCCGCACGUCCGCUGCCGCCUGGACAUCAAGCCCGACGCCGCGGUGCUGCAGCACGCCGCGCGCGGUUCCCGGCCCUGCGGGCCCAAUGACGGCCCGCCCUGGGCCCGCGGCCUGCAGGUCCACGGCCUCACGGUCCCGGGGCCGCGCCGUGUGGCGCUGUCGCGCAUGCCCACCCCCAGCGACUUGUACUGCACCGACCCACGGGCGCUCUACUGCGCGGACCCGCCGCCCCCGGCACCGCGGGACUGCGUCGAGCGCCGCGGCCCGCACUUGGCCGCGCCGCCGGGGCCCACCCAGUUCUUCUACACAGAGGAGCCCGACGGCUACGCGGGCAGCUACGUGGCCAGCCCCAGCCACGCGUUCGACGGCUACGGGCCCAGGCCCUACCCAUCCGAGGAGCCUCCGGGACCCAGCCCGCGGCGUGGGGCCGCCUACUACCCCGGCGAGGCGCGCACGUUCCCGAUCCAGGAGCCACCCGCCCGCUCCUACUACGGGGAGGACCCGCGGGCCUACGGGCUGUCCAGCGGCUCCUGGUACGUCCCGCAGGAGCCCCGGGCCCACCUAGCAACCCGUUCCUUUCACGCGACCGACUGGGGAAGGUACCGUGAGCGCGAAGCCAUGACUCGGACUUACCCCCACCCGCGCAGCAGUCCGGCCUGGGCCGACUGGGGCCCGCGCCCGUACCGCACCCUGCAGGUGGCACCUUCCCCGGACCCGGGCCCCUUGCUGGCCUCGUGGCACGGAGGCACCGGCACCAGCCCGCCCAGGCUGGGCACCGACAGCCGCCACUAUUCGCGCUCCUGGGACAACAUCCUGGCGCCCGCGCCGCGCCGGGACGACCCCCUGGGCCGCGGCCGCAGUUACGAGAACCUGCUGGGCCGCGAGCCCCAGGGCGCGUCGCCGGAAGGUCGGCGCCCGCCGCCGGUCGUCCUGAACCUGUCCACCUCUCCCCGGCGCUACGCCGCGCUGUCGCUGUCCGAGACGUCGCUGUCGGAGAGGGGGCGCUCGGGCGAGGGCCUGGGCCGGAACUGGUACGUCACCCCCGAGAUCACCAUCACGGACAACGACCUGCGCGCCGCCGAGCGCCCGGGCGCCAGGGGCUGGGAGCUGCCCGGGUCCCGCGCGUGCGCGCCCGCCGUGGGCACCGCCGCCACCCCGGGCCGCCAGCGCAGCCUGGAGCAGCUGGACGAGCUCAUCACCGACCUGGUCAUCGACUCGCGGCCCGCGGCGGCCCAGGCGCCCGAGCCCCCGGCCGACGGCCUGGGCCGCCGGCUGCGGCGCCUGCUGGACGCGCGGCCCGCGGGGGCCGGGGCGCCCGGCCCGGGGCCGGCGAGGGCGUCGCGCUCGCCCCCCGCCUCGGCCGGCAGCGCCGAGGAGCCGGCGGGCUCGGGGGAGGCGGCCGACGCGUCCCCGGAGCCCAGCGCCGAGGAGGACGACCUGAUGACCUGCUCGAACGCGCGCUGCCGACGCACGGAGACCAUGUUCAACGCCUGCCUCUACUUCAAGUCCUGCCACAGCUGCUACACCUACUACUGCUCGCGCCUGUGCCGCCGCGAGGACUGGGACGCGCACAAGGCGCGCUGCGUGUACGGCCGCGUGGGCAGCGUGUGCCGCCACGUGCUGCAGUUCUGCCGCGACAGCGGCCCCGUGCACCGCGCCUUCUCGCGCAUCGCGCGCGUCGGCUUCCUGUCGCGCGGCCGCGGCGUGCUCUUCCUGGGCUUCCCGAGCCCCGGCUCGGCCGACAACUUCCUGCGCUUCGGCCUCGAGGGGCUGCUGCUGUCGCCCACCUACCUGUCGCUGCGCGAGCUGGCCACGCACGCCGCGCCCCUGGGCAGCUACGCGCGCGAGCUGGCGGCCGCCGGGCGCCUCUACGAGCCCGCCGAGUGCUUCCUGCUCAGCGUGUCGGUGGCCGUGGGCCCCGCCGCCGGGACGCCCGCCCGGCCCGCGCCCGCGCCGCGCAGCCCCGGGCCCACGGUGCGCAAGUUCGCCAAGGUGGCGCUGGCGGCCGGCAGCCCGACGCGCCCGUGCCCCGCGCCCGGCCGCGAGGCCGACAUGGAGACGCUGAUCCUCACGCCGCCGCCGGGCACGGCGGGCCUGGACCAGGAGGGCGAGGCUGGCCGGCGCGCGCGCCAGGUGGCCUUCGUGCACAUCCAGCGCGAGCUGCGUCUGCGCGGCGUCUUCCUGCGCCACGAGUUCCCGCGCGUGUACGAGCAGCUGUGCGAGUUCGUGGAGCACAACCGGCGCUUCACGCCCACCACCAUCUACCCCACCGACCGGCGCACCGGCCGUCCCUUCAUGUGCAUGAUCAUGGCCGCCUCCGAGCCGCGCGCGCUCGACUGGGUGGCCAGCAGCAACCUGCUGGACGACCUCAUGUGAGCCGGGCCGGCUCGCCCUCGGUGCUG
Ochotona curzoniae (black-lipped pika) is the source of this 2939-nucleotide messenger RNA. RefSeq names its product apical junction component 1 homolog (gene AJM1). Gene Ontology annotation, biological process: cell-cell junction organization. The record is from RefSeq and is a predicted model, not a curated record. Lineage: Eukaryota; Metazoa; Chordata; Mammalia; Lagomorpha; Ochotonidae. Bases 1 to 2913 code for a protein of 970 amino acids. Gene Ontology annotation, cellular component: apical junction complex; plasma membrane. The transcript has a single exon.